AUGCUACAGUUCGUGGCGGAGAGCAUGAAGGCGCCGCUAGCGGCCCUGCAGGCGUUGGCGGAGCGAGCGCAGCGCCCCGAGCACGACCAGCGCCCCACGCUGGAGGAGAUCGUGGAGGCGCUGGGCGAGAUGCUGCGCCUCUGCCAACAUUACUCAGUGGAGGUGGUCCUCGGCGCCCACAAUAUCUUCGAGGCCGAGGACACCCAAGUCACGAUGAGUUCGAGCGACUUCUUCACCCACGAGGACUGGGACUCCUUCUCCCUGGCCAACGACAUCGCCCUCGUCAGGUUACCGACGCCCGUGGAUUUCACGGAGAGCAUAGCGCCUGUCAAGCUCCCUUCGUCAGACAUCAGUGUUGGCACCACAGUGACUCCCACGGGAUGGGGACGCCCGGCGGACUCUGCUGACGGGAUCUCCAACGUCCUUCGUCAGGUGGACGUGCCUGUCAUGGCGAGCGAGGACUGCGAUAAAGUCUACGGGAUCAUCGGCGAAGGUCAAGUCUGCGUCGACACCACUGGAGGUCAAGGAACGUGUCAUGGAGACUCCGGCGGUCCCCUCAACCUCAACGGCAUGACCUACGGCGUCACCUCCUUCGGGUCUUCUGUAGGAUGCGAGGCCGGAGAACCUGACGCCUUCACCCGCGUCUUCUAUUACCUGGACUGGAUCGAGGAGAAGACAGGCGUGACUCCUUAAAGGUUAUGACGGUAGCGAUGCAAUCUCGUCUUGAGGUGUUACCAAACAAGAAAAGGAAACCGAUUUUAACCCUCAUUGACACUGAUAAUGUAUGCAUUACGUAAAUAUAAGACAAAUAUAAAUGCAUCUGACAAAGUCCA
Molecule: messenger RNA, 833 nt
Organism: Penaeus indicus
Lineage: Eukaryota; Metazoa; Arthropoda; Malacostraca; Decapoda; Penaeidae
Product: chymotrypsin BII-like
Exons: 6
Coding region: 1-693 (230 amino acids)
Biological process (GO): proteolysis
Molecular function (GO): serine-type endopeptidase activity
Source: RefSeq, a predicted model, not a curated record